GUUUUUCAAGUAUAGCGGGAUGUCCGUUUGUACGUGAAUGCAUCAGGACGGCGAGCAGGUAGAGUGACAAUGAGAUCCCAGGGGAGCGACAGAGUCCUGGAGAUAAACUUUUAAGACGGUGUCAUAACUGUACACGCCGUUUCUCCACGCUCUCGGUUUCAAAUGGAGACUAAACGGAGGCCGAGGAACUUUUACAUGACACUUUCUGCACGCUUUGGUCCUCGAGCUCGUGCGUAUUUCUUAAUAGGCGAUUCAUUUUCCGUCGGGGUUCUUUGAAGGCUCGGAUCUAAGUUCUUCUUCUUCACAGGAGCACAUUUUCAGAUAAAGGAGGAAGAUCUGUUUUUUACAUUUUCUUUUGAAAUGGUUUACAGAGUUCAGUCUAAUAACAAAGUAAUACGUGAAGUUGCGCUCGGUUUUUAUUUUUUUUAAAGGGGGAUAUAUAGUUGAAGAGGAUAUAUUUUGGCCGCACUUGGUGAAAAAGCUCUUACACAACCAUCGCAUGUGUCCGCCCGCGCGCCUCUGAUCUGUCCGGCGGCAACCUGUGGCCCGGCCUUUGAAGUUCAAGUCACCCGAGGAUUUACAGCCUGAUGCGGGAAGGGUCACGCAACACGGAGACAAACGCGGUCCACAGCCUCCUGAACUCCUCGUGCCGUUUCGGUUCGGCUCCAGCCCGCAGUAAUGACACUGGAUCCUAGCUCGCUGGAGCCCGUCUGCUCACGGAACUUCUCUUCCGAUUUUAACUGUGGUGCUGGAUGGAAGUAGUAGGACUGUGGUGUUCUUCUGGAGGUUCUCCAGCCCUGAAGGUUUGGAUUAUAUCAGUAAAGUAGUCCACUUCCAGGCGAAACUUCAGUGCGUGCACCUGCGCGCACACGUCCUCGACCCCCCUUCCUUUCCCCCCGUUUUUUUCUUUUUUUUUUUUUUUAACCCGCAGUGCUCGCCUGCUUUGAAGUCCACCAUGUGCGGCCGGGCACCGCCGCCACAGCCGAGGCCAUGACCGUCCCCCCGCGGCGCCUGGCCGGGCUCUGGCCGUGGCUGCUCAUGGCGGCCCUGCAGGUGGUGCUGGGCCAGCCGGGCCUGGAGUCCGAGCACCCGCUGCUCCGCGCGCUCAUCAAGGUGACUCUGCUGAAGCACGAGGCCACGGGGAAGCCCAUCGUCGUGGAGGGACUAUUCGUGGGAGGAAGCGCCGGGAAAGCGGAGGGCAGACUGAUGCAGUAUCACCCUCUGUCUCUGUGCAACACAAGCGAGGAUGAACGGCAAGACGGAGACUUCAUCACCAUCGUCAAGCUGGAGCACAGGGUGCCCCGCUGCCUGCCGCUGCUCGACAAGGCCCGCAUGGCACUGGAUAAAGGAGCUCAGGCCGUAAUCUUUGAUGUCAGCGAUGACGCCAACGCCGCCGCCGAGCUGCGGGAAGCAAACUCCUUUCCCCGUCCGGUGGUGCUGGUGGAGGCUCAGGGUGCUGAGGACCUGAUGGGUUUGGUCAACAAGAACGAGGAGGCCAAUGUUGUUAUUGAGAUCAAAGUGGAGCCUAAGUGGCUACAUUAUGACGUGAGCAUCCUGCUCACAAUCAUCCUGGUCAUUUUCACCAUCGUCCUGAUCUUUGUUUUCCGCUACAAGUGCAAGUCCAACAGAACCUGGGAUUCUGUCCACCAGCAGACAGUGCAGGCUAUCAACCGGCUGGAGACAAAAACCUACAGCACCCAGAACUGUUCGGGGUCACAGCGCCACCGGGGGGCCUGGGGCUCGGCCAGCAGCUCCAACUCCAGCCCGGUCUGUGCUAUCUGCCUGGAGGAGUUCCAGGAUGGACAGCAUCUUAGGAUCAUCUCCUGUGCUCACGAGUUCCAUAAGGACUGCGUGGACCCCUGGCUGCUGCAGCACCGGACAUGCCCCCUCUGCAUGCACAACAUCAUGGGAACGGAGCGCCAGGCUCAGAGGAACAGAACCCAGCAGAACUCAGAGCAAAGCCAGGGCUUCCUGCACUCUCAGCCUUACAGUAACCCUCCGCACCACCCCUUUCCCCAACAUGCCAUCCCCUUCUCCAUGAGGCCCCUCUACCCCCGCGGGCUUUCUGGACCAUAUCCUAAUCUGGGCCACUACAGCGGCUCUUCUCCUAUGGACACUCAGACUCUACAUUUCCUCAGCAGCAGGCAGCUGGGUGCAGGCUGUGGAUACCACCACCCCGCAGAGGUUCCUGGGAGGCCCCACAGAACCGGAGGCAGCUGCAGGACCCCCACACACCACUACACCCCUCGGCGGUCCUGCCACAACUACCGUUCCUUCUGUCCAGCUCAACGCAGUGUAUCAAGCUCCAGACUGCAACACACCGUCUCUGUCGCACCUCAGAGCAGAGGGGCAGCGGCCCGCAGCCGGCAGGACGAGGCCAGCUGCUCAGGGGGCAGCUAUCACACAGACCGGAGUGGUUACUUUCCAGAUGGGCCAGCCAGUGACUCCAGCUCAGGGCCCUGCCACGGCUCUUCCAGCGACUCGGUUCUGAACUGUACAGACGUCUCGCUGCAGGGAGUUUAUGGGAGCUGGUCCACCUUCCGGAGCUCCCUGAGUAGUGACUAUGAUCCGUUUGUGUAUUACGGGCCGGGUGCUGGGCGGGUUCCAAACACAAAUAGCCCAGAGGUGAGUUCCCAGGUCCGGCCCAGGUCUCUGGAUUCUGUGAUGAACAAAGCGGGCUCUCCUGAAGAGCAGCCACAGACUGUUUCCAUCCACUACCACCGGCACCGACACCACCACUACGAGGAGGGGGAACACAGCCAGGGCCCGAACAGAGGCUCCGAUGAGGAGCAGGGGGCGGGCGCUGCCGCUGCAGCUCCUCUCUCUGCUCUCAUCAGGGACAAAGACUCGCCUGUGUGUGUCCCAAAGCACAGCUCAUGCCACUGCCUCAAACCAGACCCCACUGGUGGGCUUAGUUCUGGGACUGAAUAUCAGGACCACGACCCCAACUGCCCCACGGUACCUCCUGUCCUUGUAUCCCCGAUCCCCUUACAGCUGCAGUCCCACUGCUGCCACCAGAGUCACGGACACCUCCAUGCUCCUCAGGGGCGAGUGGGGGGCUGUCUGCUGGACGGCCCCUCUGUCCACUUCCACCAGAGCUUAGAUCUGCAGGACGACCGCAACAUCCACAUCCACUACGGCGAGGGCCCAAGCUUCUGCUGCUCCCCUCCUGAGCUCCACCCUGCCCUGCUCCCGGUUCCUCUCAUUCUAGACUCUGGAGGAAUGGAGGACUGGCCGUGUUGUGCCGGAACGCAUGUUGUGUGGCAGAAACAGGUGCAGCAGGCCCACUCAGAGCCUCAGCUUGUGGGGGCUGGGAUCUCGAUGGACAGAACGCCAUGCAGGUUCCACCAGGGGCCGGCUGGUGACCGCAGCACAGACUUUUGUUCAUACUGCCAAUCAUUACACAGCAAUCAGGGAUCAGAGGAGGAGUCUGGGGUGUAGCUGCUCCCGCUGCCACACAGGAGCCGGAGCGGAAAAGCCUCUCCUCGGCUCGCGUUUCUUCCUGGAAUUCCAGCAGCAAUUGUUCCGACGGUGCCUCAGCUGUCCACAGAAGAUCUCCGAUUGCCAUGAUAAAAAUCUUUAUUUUGGAGUAACCCUAAACCUUCUGUGAUAUCUGAUAAGAGUUCACACUUAAUGAUUUGCUGGUGUGAAAGACGGAGUGUUUAAUGGGGAAACAACUGUUGCGUCUCAUCUGGGGGAGCAUUCACCAGAUUCCCACGCUCCCUGGUGAGAGCCGGCAAAUGAUCUUUGCUUACGGUGUUCAUCCCGCAUGAAGUGAGACUCCCGUCUCUGCGUCACACACUCUGUUGUAAAAUAACUUGAUUUAGGGUAAAGGUACGUCAUAUUUGUUUGCGCAAUGUUUGCCUUCCUUCUGAGGCCAGCUUAGGCUCAGAAAUGCUUUUCUCUCCAGCCUACCUCAGCUCAGAGUUGAAUCUCCCUCACCAGGGGAGCCUUCAAAGGUACUGCUGUAGUGAUUUCUUUCUCUCCCAAACAUGUAGCACCCUCAUACUCAGCAAAAAGGAACCACGUCAGCCGGGUUUGUCCAAACGGAGAGAAAAAGAUUCAUGUGUCGCCUCCAAAGCAACUGGUUGUUGAUCCCUGUGGGGCUUGUUUUCAUUAUUUCAAUUAUGGCAGCUGUUUUGUUUUUGUUUGUUUUGUUGUUUUUUUUCACCUUUCAUAAAACCUGGUCUGACUGAAUCCUGUUGUUAAAAGCUAUGCCUUAUAUUUCUUCCCGUGGAACAGUGGUCUCUUCAGAAGGAUGACAGCCAUACCCCCCCAUUCCCCAAAAGUGUUAUAGUGGCCUUCACCGAAAUACCGCUUUGGAGUCAUGCCGA
Molecule: messenger RNA, 4334 nt
Organism: Oryzias melastigma (Indian medaka)
Lineage: Eukaryota; Metazoa; Chordata; Actinopteri; Beloniformes; Adrianichthyidae
Product: E3 ubiquitin-protein ligase RNF43
Exons: 9
Coding region: 991-3441 (816 amino acids)
Biological process (GO): Wnt receptor catabolic process; ubiquitin-dependent protein catabolic process
Molecular function (GO): frizzled binding; ubiquitin protein ligase activity
Source: RefSeq, a predicted model, not a curated record